Molecule: messenger RNA, 11439 nt
Organism: Spirodela intermedia
Lineage: Eukaryota; Viridiplantae; Streptophyta; Magnoliopsida; Alismatales; Araceae
Source: the annotation of a GenBank genome assembly
AUGGGGGAGACGCCCGAGAGGAAGAAGAUCGUCAUCGACACCGACCCAGGGAUAGGUGAUUUUGCUUCGAACCCCGGCGACUGUCUGCCGUUCGUCGCGCAUCUGCGGGGACUCUUCUCCCGUGGCUGUGUUUCCUCGGUUUGGCGAUGGACAUUGAUGGGUUCUAUGCUUCCCAGAUGACGCCCUGGCGAUAUUUGUGGCGCUGAAUUCGCCAGAGAUUGAAGUUGUGGGCCUCACAACCAUUUAUGGCAACGUCUAUACCUCCUUGGCCACGAGGAAUGCCCUGCACUUGGUAAGCUCUAGCCAGGAUUCGUCUGAUACUGUAGGAUCUAUUUAUUACCCUUGGACAUUGAAAUGUGUGGAAUCAGACCACUCCUUCGUUGCCAUACAGGCAGGAGAGAGAUGCAGCGAAUUUUUCGAAUUAUACGACAGUCACUUCUAAUCAACUGUUGGCUUGAUCCAUCUGAUACGUUGCUCUCAUUGGUGCAUUUAUUUUGACGUUUUCUCCAAGGUUCUUUUAUUUGUUGCACUGAAAUAGUGUCGAACGUCGCAAUCUUAAGACAGAUGGUCAAGUAUUGCCGGCUCUUAAGACAGAUAUACUGUUUAUUCUUAUCGAAAUGCAUUAGGGAACUUCGAUUUACACUUUGAUCAUUCAACAAGCUUUGACCUCCGAUUCGAAAUCUGCUUUUGUCAUUGUUCAAGACCCUAUCUCUAUGGAUUAAGCGGCUCCAUUUUCUCCUUUCUAUAUCUGGAUAACUUCUAUGCUUGCAAAGUUACUGAAACAAUGGUUAAAAUACCUUUCCCCUGCAUGCAUUCUAUUAACUCAUGUUAUCCCAUCUGUUAAUAUUUAUGCAUUAUUAUACUUUCCGUUCAGUGGACGACUGUGUUCUUUGGUAUCAUGCUUGGAGCUGUGGAUCACACAUAUUUCCAUCAUGAUAGUAAAAUCUUUCGUGAUGCUAUUCUUAAGUCUUUUCAUUUCGUCAGAUUAAACGUCGCUGGCUUAACAGAUUGGUUUUAUAAAAUUAAUGUGAUGCUUUUCUAGUUUUGCCUGUGAACCAAUGGUGCAUUUUUAGACAGGGCUAGAUACUAUGCAGAUACAAAAUACAGUUGUAUUUUUAAGAAAAUUCAUUAUCUCUCUUUGUGCUCCUUUAGUAAUACAUCUCCAAUUGAAUUCUAAGGAAUCAUGGCAUGGUAAAACUGAAAAUUGAAACCAUUUAGUUAUUUUCCUAUAGAAAGGUCUUGCAGGUGUCCAACAUCCAUUGCAUGGUCUUGAAACCAUUGCAUGUCAAUCAUUAUAUUAAGUCAUAUGUCUGGGUUUCAUCGAUUUCUGGAAUAUAUUCUUCUAUGCCUGACGUUAUUGCCCUUAAUCUACCUUUUUAGUUGGAAGUUGCAGGAAGAAAUGAUAUUCCUGUUGCUGAGGGUUCACAUGUAACAAUCACGGUAUGUAGUGUCCUUCUCACUGAGUUUUUUAUCCAGCACUCCAUUUAAUUUAAUCAUCAAUUCCUUCAUUGUAUGGUAUUAUACUUCGUCCAGACCUAUGAUUCUUCUGUUACAGAAAGAUCAUUUUUUUCCAGAAAGUGCAUGAUUUUCUGUUUCUUGAAUUGGUUGUGGAAUAGCACCAUGUUGCCUUGCCACAGAAUGUUUUCUUAUACUGUUCUAUUUCUCAUAAUCAUCUGACACAUCUUCCUAAAAUCUGAUAUUUCAUUGCAUGGAAGAUCAGUUUUUCUUGCUGCAGUGGCAUAACAGAUCCAGCACAUAGUUUUGACAAAUUUUGCAUCAGGUACAUGCCAGGGUGUGGGAACAGAGUGUUAGUGCUUGGAGUUUGGCAUUGUGUAGGAUGGUUUCACAUGUGAGACCUUCAGUCAUGAGAUAAAAAAGAAACAAGUAGGGCCUUAUCCAAUUAUCCUUGUAGAAAUGACGAUAAAUUAUUUGAACUCAUCAAAGAAGUAUAGCUUAUUAUGGCCUGCUAUUUCAAGUAAAGUGGAAUACUGUUAUUGCGGUGUUUGUAUUGGCAACUCGGGGGACAAAUAUAUUCAUCUUUUUAUCGUUUGAAUCAUAAAUUGUCCAUUUGGAAUUUUUUGUAGACAGGGUUCUAUUUCCAUAUAUGAAAAAAAGGUUCUGCAUCACUUGCAUUGACGAAACUAAACUUGUAUUUUAAUGAACUGAAAGUUAUUCCAGAAAUCGAUGUUGAAGUUGUUUGUUUCGGAUCCUGCUUGACUUCUCAAAAUAUCAUCUCACCAUAAAAGUUCAUUGCUGUGUUUAUAUUCUCGGCAUGGUUUACAUCCUUUUUAGAGAUUUAAUUGACUGCUUAUGAACAUAGUGCUGGUUUUAGUAUUUCUUACGGUAUUUGGUCUUUGUUUUCUGUUGAAGAAUGGUACAAAGCUCCGUAUUGCUGAUUUUGUUCAUGGUGCUGAUGGGCUUGGAAACCAGAACUUUCCUUCACCACAAGGAGCAAAAAUCGACCAGUCUGCUACUGAUUUCCUCAUUCAUCUAGCAAAUUUAUACCCCGGGGAAAUAACUAUUCUGGCGCUCGGACCACUGACGAACCUUGCUAUGGUCUGUUCUUACUUCUUCUUUUUAACGCUCUUCUACUAAUCGAUGUGUUUUUUGGGACAGGCUAUUCAACAAGAUCCUGAAUUUCCGAGAAAAAUUAGGCAGAUUGUUCUUCUUGGUGGUGCAUUUUCAGUUAAUGGAAAUGUCAAUCCUGCGGCAGAGGCUAAUGUAAGAAAAGUUUAAUUUGUAAUGGCCUUGGUACUUAUUCUUCCUUAUGCCAUAUUAUAUCGUUUUAAUAUUGGUACAAAUAGAUAUUUUGUGGAGGUUAUAACGUGUGACUAUGGCCUAUUAUUGACUGUUUCGAACUCAAUGAUCCUGCCUCAAACACAAUCUCCUGGAUGAUCUGUAAGAGAACGUGGAUAUUUGGGCCUUGGGAGAAUAUAUGUGAUGUAUCACUGUUAAUUAGUUUUUCACUUUUGCUGUCAAUGGGCAUUGGCCUGCAUGAAUGCCACAUAUAUAUAUGUGAUGUUUUCUUUUCUGCAUUUUCAUUAGAUGAAAUCCGUCAUAAUUUUUUAAACUUUCCCUGGUCGAUUUUGUUAAUGAUUUCAGGUCUUUGUGCUGAGUGCUCUGUCAUAGGGGGUGAAACCCCCAAGGCCAUAAUCAUGAACAUGAAGGUGGAAAAUAAGACACUUCUUAAUUAACAUUUGGUCUGGUAUUUAUGCUAAGCCCAUUGUACUGGAGUUGUGUGAUUGGCCCAAUCUAGUUUGACAACUAAUGAAGAAAAGACUGCAAUAAAAGAAAAAGGGAUGAACACAACUUACUUUGACACUCUACUUCAAGUUGGUGAAUCAAAACUUCCCAACUUGGAUACAAGAUGCUGAAAUACACUACUAUUCAUGCCUUUAGUAAAUGUGUUUAGAAUUAAAGACAACAUAUGGUGUGCAAAUUAGUCUGUUCUCUAGCGUCUCUUUGAUGAAUUGUCAAUGAAUUUCACUGUAGUUGAUUUGGUUGUGUUGAACUAGAUCUUAUGUUAUAUUGAUUGUCGGCUUGUUGCCAUUGUAGAGUUUCAUUGGACUAUCUCUCUUGAUCUUUAAGUCUUCUAAUAUAAUCUUCAUGCAUAAUAAUUCACAAACAUCUUGAGCCAUGGUUGAGAAUUUUGCUUUUGCACUUGACCUUACUAUCACAUUUUACUUCUUGCUUUGUCUCGGUAUAAGAUUUUCACAAGGGAAGGUGCAAUAUCCUGAAGUGAAUGUCAUGUCUAUUAUAAACCUUGCCUAAUCAAUAUCAUCGUAUGCUUCAAGUACCAAUCCUCCAUUCCUCUUGAACAGAAUAUUAUUCCCUACCGAUUGAAAUAAUGUAGUACUAUACAAAAUGUAUGCAGGUGUAAUUUCUUUAGAUUGUGUAUAAUUAGCUAAUCAUACUCAUUACAUACAUUAUAUCUAGUCAUGUAUGAGAUAGACAAAUCAAUCUUCUGUCUAAUCGUUGAUACAUCACCUUGUCUUCAACAACAUCCUCCUGUGCUCUACCAUCUUUGAGAUUUGGAUCUAUUGGAGUAUUUAUUAGUUUACAUGUAGUUUUGCGUGUUUCCUUCUGAAGAUCAUUAUGUGUUUUUCGUGGAUGAUAAAAAUGGCUUUUCUUGAGUGGGCUACUUUGAUUCAAAAGAAGUAUUUCAACCUAUCCAAUGUUUUGAAUUCAAGUUCUUUGGUCAGAGACUAUGUAAGUUAUAUUUUUUUUUUCUUUUCCUUCAUAUCUUGUCACAAUUAUGUAAUCAACACAAAUUAAUAGUGCUAAAUUCUUCUUGAAAAUAAGUGUUUAACAAAUAGUGUGAUCUCCUUGACUCCAUUUGUAUUCUUUUCAAUCAUAGCCCUUGUAAACUUACCAAAUCAGUAUUGAGGUGAUUGUUCACUUUCUUCAGUUUGAACACCAUAUUGCCAACCGUACAGGCAUCUUUUGUACAUUGCAUACCCAAUUCUUUCCAUAUCCUAGUGGGACUUCAAUAUAGAUUUCUUUUUUCUAAGUCUCCAUGCAAAUAUGUAUUCUCAACAUCAAACUGAUGUAGAUCCCAUCCAUUAUUAGUUGUUAAUAUAUAUUUUUUGAUAGUAUUCAUCCUUGCUACAUGAACAAAAGUAUAAGGGUAAGCAACCUCAUAGCUUUGAGUCUAUCAUUUGGCAACCAGUUGGGUCUUGCAUCUCUUAAUAGAUCUAAUUACAUGAUAUUUCACUGUAUAGAUCCAUUUAUAGCCUCUAUAACUCCCAAUUUUUAUAUCUCUAAAGCUUCGAUUUCUUCAUUCAUAGCUUGUUUUAAUUUUUCUCUGGACAGAAUCUCAAACAUGGUAGUAGGGAUUGUAGUAGUGUUUAAACUAACAAGGAAAACUCUAUGAGAUGAUGAAAAACGUUCAUAGGCUAGAAAAUGUACAAGAGGAUAUACAUUUGGAAGUAUAACACCAACCUCAGAUUCAUGUUUGAUCAAAAAAUUCUAGUGAUCUGUGCAAAAUCAUCAAUAAAUGUAACAAACCAUCUAGCACGAAAAAUACAUAAAGUGGAUGAGGAACCAAAAAUAUCACUAUGAAUACAAGAAAAACGAGUGUAACCAUUUGCACUACUUAUAGGAAAAGAAACAUGCUUGUGUUUUGUGAAUUCAGAUACGUCACAAUGGAAGUCUGCAACAUUCAAAUUUUGAAAUAAAGAUGGAUUUUUUUUUUGAUUGUUAUAAAUGAAGGAUAACCAAGUCUUUUUUGGUGAAGUCAUAUUUUGUCCAUGUUUGAUGAGUAGGGUUCAUAAGGUAGGUUGCUUUCUCUCUUUACAAUGUUUGAUUGGCUCAGUGCUUCAAAGUAGUAGAGUUAAUCUUGUUCUUUAGCAUGCCCAAUGUUUCUCCCCGAUUCUUUCUCAUAAAACACAUGAUAUUUAUGAGAGAACCCACUUUACAUUGUAGAUAUGCAACAAGUUUAUUAAAAGACACGAGAUUUGUGGUCAAUAAAGGAAUAUGAAAAAUAUUUCUCAAGAUGAGUGAGUGUGAGCAUUUCCCAGUAAUUAAGGAUCCCUCGACUGUGCUUUUUUUCCUAUUAAUAGGACAAGGAGAAUAUUUGGAAUAAAAUUCUGAUUAACUGGUCAUGUGUUUAGUCGCUCCUGAAUCCAUGAUCCAAUAAUCUUUUCUUGGCCAAGGAUUUGAAUUCUCACUUGAUCAAAUUUAGGGUUUAGCCCAACUGGAAAUUUAUGCUACGUCCUUUUCUAUAUAACCUUGAUGAAUAAUUGUCUUUAGGAUCUCGCAUAGCAAUAGCGUUGUGUUGAUCAUACUUCUGUCGUAACAUCUUCAAUUGAUUUGCAUACUCUGUUACAAUCUAGUUUCCUUGUUUCAUUGUCAUCAUCUUUAUUUUCACCUUAUAUACCUUUACUAGAUCUCUGGCUCUGGAAUAAGCUUGUUGGAUAAUCCCAUGUCCUUGACUGCAGCUAAGAACAUAUGAGUAUUGCUGAUCUUUGGUAUCAUGGUACUCUGAUAAGAACCCAGAUCAAAGAACUACGAAUAUUUCGUAUUAGAUGAAAGAAACAAUCUCUAGAACAGAAAUAUCGAAGAUAAAGAACAAUAAAAGAACCCAGAACAGAUGGAAGGUCGCAUACAACCCUCCGACCCUUUCUUGUAGAUGCACAAGAUGCUAACUCCGAUUUUCCUCCCCCCUCUCCUUCCUGAUCCGCCCCUCUUUAUAUCCUCUCCUUUCCUUCUCUUAUUUAUGCAGUUAGUCUCCUGCCAUAACUGCUCUUGUCAUAACCGCUCUUUGCCAUAACUGCUCCUAGUCAUAUUGUUUCUUGCCGUAACUAUGUCUUCCGUCAAUAAUGCUAACCAUUAUUGAGUUAUUGGGCUUUGGGCCUUCUUCCUUCUAGCAUAUGUGCGUGGAGCCUCAUACUCCAUAACCACACCAUGAUUCUCAAGUGUUCUUCAUUGCAAAUUUCAAAAUAGGAAUCUCCUUGUCUUGUGCCAAGGAGGUAACUGUUUUGUCUUCUCCCUUUCAUAGUUAUAAGCAACUGAGAUCAAUUAAGAAAAUUGUGCCCAUCCAAUCUGCAUGACUGUGGGAUGGCUGGCAACUUACGAUAUGAUUUGGGUUCAUUCAAGCUCUUGGAAUUGUGAAGAUACAGAGGUAGUAGUUGUCUCAGGCAUAUUUGAGGCAGUAGAAAUAAUUGGUGUUCUUAGACAGAGCUGAACAAAUCUAUUUCUAGCCAAUGACUCUCGGCUGUUCUCUCACCUCCAAUGCACUGGAGGAGAGCAAGAAAUAUGUGCGAACCUGUCGUUCUGUCACAAAACCCGAAAAUGAGACCUGGUGGCAUAAAAGGAAAGAAGGCGUGACGACCAAAGUAAAUGAGAAGAAUAUACCAACCAUACCUCUCCUUCUCGUUGAUGGGAUCUUCUGAAGAGACGUCUCAAGGCAGGAGAGAUUAAAAAAACAGCUCGAUCAAGCCUUUGGCUCUGAUACCAUUCUAAGUGCUAUGUCACAGGUGAUGAAACCCCCAAAACCCAUAUCCCGAACAGGAAGGCAGAAAAUAAGACAUGCUUUUCUUAAUUAACAUUUGGGUCUGGUAUUUACACCAUGCGUGGGUUGAACCGGACCGGUCCGAUCCGGUUCAAUACUUAAGUAAUAAAGAAAAUAUUACAGUAAUGGAAAAAAAGGAAAAAUACAACUUAUUCGGACACUUUGUUGGUGGAUUUUAUGUAAUGCGAAUAUAUAUUCCCUUUGUCUGUUUGCUAUCUACGUCAAUAAGCUUUAAAAGAGAGGUAUAAGUAACGUCCUCCUUUUGGUGCGAUCUUUUCAGCCUUUAUGACCAACAUCUAUCUGUGGUAUCUGUAAAGAUUUGGAAGGCACAGAUGAACUGGCUGUCAGAUCUUUUUCAGAAGACAAAGGGUAAAGGGGAACUCUAUGACGAAAAAAUUAUAUGAGAUCUGGUACACUUUCAUAAUUCAUACCAAGAAUCAGAUCAUUGCAGUAUGCUGCCCCAAAGCGUCUUGUGUGGAUUGCGAAUUUCCUUGAAGAAUUCAUGUAACAGAUGCUGUAGCACCCAUAGCAUGAGUAGGCUGUUUACCCAAUCUGGUCUUACAUCAUAUUUUCUUCGGCAAAAGACAAUCUUUACACAAGCAUAAUAAGAAUUCUUACAUAAAUAUAUUCUUAGGCGGUUACAUGCAAUAUAGGCUGUAUAGUUAUUAUGAAUGAAUGUUAGCCUUUAGUACAAGCUUAUAAGAGGCUUGUGAUGAAUGUAUAAGCUGAUAAGAUGCUGUAUAGUUAUUAUGCAAUAUAGACUGUAUAGUUAUGAUGAAUGAAGGUUAGUCUUAAGUACAAGCUUAUAAGAGGCUUGCGAUGACUCAGCCAUCUUUCAUUAGCCUCAAUAAAGAAACUCUGGAUUCAUUCUGGCUGGGAGCAAGACUGAUAUUGUACACUUUAUAGUAUGCCCCUUCUACUCGGUACAGUCCAAUUACUGAGGCCAGCUUUCAUUCCUCCUUGAUGGGAAAUGUAAUGUCAUAAUGUGCUUGUGUUUAGCGGUAGUUUGUACAUUGAAGGCAUAUACAGUGGAUUGGAAACUAAAAAGCAAGUCAACAAAUAGGCGAUUGUGCUGUUGCCUUCUCAUUCCAUUUGUUAACUCGUUCUGACAUGUUUGCAUGCUUUCUCUUCCGUGGCUUCUGGGGGACAUGUAUGUGGGGUAUUUGGCAUUAUUAAUAUUCAUUUUGGUUUCCUAUUUUAGGAGCAUACAUAUGAUUCAGAGGUUCUUAUAGGCAAGCUAUCUGCUGUCUUCUAUGGUUUUCUUAGAAAAUGUGUUUGCUUAAAGAUUCUUUGUUUUGAAUUCCAUAAUCAGAUAUUUGGCGACCCUGAUGCUGCCGACAUUGUCUUCACUAGUGGUUCAGACAUUUUAGCAGUGGGGAUAAAUGUUACUCAUCAAGUCGUUUUGACAGGUAAUCUGUUGACAGACCUUGAUAACUGUAUUUUGGUUUUAUAAGUUUACUUGAUUUGUUGAAUGCUCUUAAUUAGCUAUAAAUUGCAGAAUACACAAAGUGAUGCCAAGCCAUUUGCUUUAGGUUGACUCAAGCCACAUGUGAGAUUUCUUUUGAUAAAAAGGUGUAACAAAAUCUUAUGGAAAUUUCUGUCAUUCUUUGCAAGACUAGGAAUUUCCAAGGAAAAUCUGUUUUGUGUGUGAGAGGUACUCAAUGUUUAAUUGAAAAAGAAAAUUAGGAGUCCAUUUUUGCUAUAUAUGGAAAUUUGUGCCCAAGAAUAAAAUGACUAACAUGCUCUAGCACAUUCUAACACUUUCCCGUAAGUCAUUAAUAUGUGCUGACAUUGGGUUAAUAUUUGCUGCGUUUUUGUUGGCAUGGGUUGACUCUAACCUUCUAUUUUAAAAUUUCAACGGGCCUUAUUUUUUACAAACAUUGACUUAAAAAACUCAAGGGUAAAAGCCCUGUCAUACUAACUUUUUGUUUAGCAUGCUUUGGCCUGAUAACCUGUUUUUCUCAAUCUAUAACCUAUAAAAAAGAUCAUUAUUUUUAAAAAAAAUUAUGAUCUUGUGAUCAUUAAAAUCAGCUUGUUGAGUUCAAUAGUAUGUGCAUUGUAGAUACAGUGGCUGUCAAAGUCUGUCUGGUUCGCUUAUCGAAUAUAAGAUUACCAGCUAUGCUGAUGACAACCUCAUUAUCACAAUGUUUAAUUGUGGGUUCUGAACAGAUAUGACCGAGAUUAUUCAUUACAGAUUUAAUCCACAUUAUUUUGAACGUAGUAUGGAUGAUGAGCCAGUAUGCAGCUUCAGUAUUCAAUUGAGCCUCUGAAUUUUUUUUCUUGUCCUUCCAAGCAACCAAAUUUUCUGAUGGAUGACCUUGCAUUUGUGGACAUCAGAUGAGGCUUUGAUUCCCUAAUGGCCAUUCUAUUUAUGUCGAAGCCAUCUUCCAAAGAGCCUUUGAUAUGGAGCAUGACUCUUAAAAUUGCUUCCUAAUGGCAUUGGUUUGUUUUUGAUCGAACUGGUUAUGUCUUGGUCCCCACCCUGUUUUGGUACUUUACUUUGGUGUCAAUGCAAUAAUGACAGAGCCUGAAGGUAAGAUUUCACAAUUUAGCAAAGUGAACCUAUACUAUAUUAUCAAAGUAUUUCAUGGAUCAUAAGAGAGGUCAUCAGGACACAGACAAGUCAGAACAUUGCUAUACCUAAGAAAAUUAUCUCAUAUAUUGCAAGCUAUCUAGCAGCUGCUUGGUACUAAGGAUUCCGAGUCAAUUAUUACAUGGGAAAAAGGAUUGGAGUCAGUCAUGCCUCAUACCAGGUGUCUCCUCAUACUGUCUAAUCUCACAGUUUACAAAAAUAAAAAUGAUGUAAAAAAAUCAUAAUUAAAAGCGAUAAUGAAAAUUAAAAUUUACAAGUUGUCAAAAUCUCACUUUAAAGAGAUAAUGCAUUUCACAAAGUACCAACUUUGCAAGAACAUGGCUAUCUCUGCAACUUUAGUUGAAUACCUUGGAGACAUUUACACCCACAUAGUUCUCUUAUGUGGGUGUAAAUGUGGAAUAUGUGGAAUGUAUCCCUUAUAAUUCUCUUGUGUUUUAGGCAACCAAGAGUAAGAACUUGUCCGAUGUGCACAGAACUGGCAAGACUCUCCUCGUACCUAUGCUACUCUCCCUUGCCUUAGCCAGAUAUUUCCUCUCAUUGCCCCAGGUGUCACCAGAACACUUUUAAGGACAGUGAUGUUGGCAAAGAUCUCACUCUUCUUAAGAUACCAAUAUACAAGAUUACAGGACAAGUGAUGGUCAAUGGGGAGGUCAUUACCAAGAAGUAGAAAUGAAAUAUCUCGAUGAUCUUUGUGAGAGAAUGACUUCUCUCAUUCCCUCAUGUUCGUUUUUAUCAUUUUGACGACUCAAUCCUUACCCUACAGUUCACUGCUCAUUCCCAUACUUUCUGCAUUUUCUACCAACAGUACGAAUGCGUAAAUAAAUAAAAAAAACGCAUUUUUUAAUCUUGUUGCGUGUUGCACUUCUCUCCAUGUUCAGAUUUUUUUUAAAGUUUCUGACAUGUUUUAAUUCAAAAUUCUCUAGAGGAUCAUCUCAAUCAGCUUGCACAAUCCAAGGGGAAAUUUGCUCAGUAUGCUUGUAAGAUCCUUGGUGUGUACUUCGCUUAUCACCAUGAUGCGUAUUCUAUGCGAGGUUAGUAUCUACAAGAGGUCCUGAGUUGACAGGAAAGAAUCAGCUUGUACCCUGAGACACUGAUGGGUGUUCUGUAUUGGAUGCAGGCGUCUACCUUCAUGACCCCACUGCCCUUCUCGCAGCUGUUGAUCCAUCUUUGUUAACUUACACCGAGGGUGUGGUAAGAGUACAGACUGGUGGGAUUACGCGGGGCCUGACAUUAUUUGAUAACUGCAAGAAAAGGUAAGGCAGUUAAUUUAUAAAUCUAUAUUUUAAGCUUGUCCAGUUAAUUUGCCUGAAGCUUAUUUUCAUGUUUCUGUAAAAUAGAAUAUCUCGUAAAACCUGUGCCCCUCCAAUUCUUUCUGGUAGCUUUCCUGUCACCGAUUGAAGAUCACCAAUUUGUCAAAAAUUGAAGGCACUGCAAUUCGGUCUUCUAGUGUUGUAUCCUGUACAUUUUUUACAUAUUUUUUGAAAAACUAAAAUCGCCUGUGUUUUUCAAUAAAGUGAAUAGUACAUUUAUAGUAUCAUCUUGAUGUUUCUAUGUUUGGGCACUGAUUGCCGUGGCGACAGAGCAAAACAUUAAAUAUUCGGUUGUUUGCCAAUUCAAACAUUCUGAUUACUCCAGGAGGCUGAUCUUGUUAUUUGUGUGAUACAUGAGAUUGGCAGAAAUGUGUAUAUCUGAUGGGUCCGCUGGGACUUGUUUCUCUCAAUAAAUCAGGUACGGGGAGAUGAAUGAAUGGUUUGACAAACCAAAGGUGAAGGUGGCCAUCACAGUCGAUGCUCCGGCAAUUGUCAAGCUUGUCAUGGAUCGGUUGAUGGGCUGA